Zymoseptoria tritici IPO323 is the source of this 1340-nucleotide messenger RNA. RefSeq lists its product as uncharacterized. NCBI's taxonomy places the organism in Eukaryota, Fungi, Ascomycota, Dothideomycetes, Mycosphaerellales, Mycosphaerellaceae. Bases 114 to 1259 code for a protein of 381 amino acids. The record is from RefSeq and is a predicted model, not a curated record. The transcript is spliced from 2 exons. Gene Ontology annotation, biological process: lipid homeostasis. Gene Ontology annotation, cellular component: endoplasmic reticulum; membrane.
CUCCUCACGCGCACUUCGGUUCCUAUCCUCCUCCACCACCUCAUAUACCUCCCGCCCUCAGCAAUGCGGUGACCUCAACCUCACCCUCCAGACCACCACCCACCACCGCCGCGAUGAAGGAUCCGUUCCCCAUCGCUCCACCGGAAGCGCUCAUCAACCUCACCCAACCCAUCGCAACCGCACUCUCCCUCCCGACGCUCCCCCUCCACGUCCACGAAGUCAUUUUCGCCUUCUUCUUCUACAACUUCGUCAACGUCGUCCUCUCGCCAUGGCUCUCCCGGACUUUCUUCCCUUCCACCUACACCUCCUUCAAUCGACGCACACGCAUCAACUGGGAUGUCCACGUGGUGUCCUUCUUCCAGUCCGUCAUCAUCUGCGCGCUGUCGCUGUACGUCAUCUGGUUCGAUGAGGAGCGGAAAGAGACGAGACCGAGGGAGGCGUGGGAGCAGAGGAUUUGGGAGUACAGCGGACUGAGCGGGUUGCUGCAGAGUUUCGCGUUGGGUUACUUUUUGUGGGACUUUAUCAUGUGUACGGUGCAUGUGGACAUUUUCGGGUGGGGUAUGUUGGCGCAUGCGAUCAGUGCGCUGAGUGUGUUUGCGCUGGGUUAUCGACCCUUCAUCUACUUCUACGCACCAGUCUUCCUCCUCUACGAGCUCUCCUCGCCCUUUCUCAACAUCCACUGGUUCUGCGACAAGCUCAAGCUCACCGGCAGCAUCUACCAAGCCAUCAACGGCGCCUUCCUGACCUUCACCUUCUUCGCCUGCCGCAUCAUCUGGGGCAACAUCUCCUCCGUCUACGUCUUCCAGGACGUCUACAAGGGUGUCUUCCGCGGCAACACCACUCCUUUGUCGAAACCGCACCACCUUGCCGACGUACCCGUGUCGAGCUACACCGCGAAAGAUCUGUUGGCGAUAUACAACGAUGAGCAGGGUCAGCGAUUCGCGUUCGCGGGACAGGAGAGGUUCAUCCCAUUGUGGUUGGGAGCGAUCUACCUGGCUUCGAAUAUCGUGUUGAACAGCUUGAAUAUCUGGUGGUUUGGAAAGAUGGUGCAGACGAUUAGGAGUCGAUUCGCUCCGCCUUUUGGAACCAAGGGACAAGCGAAGGAGGUGCACUACGAGCCGAAGGAGAGGGUCAGGAUGCAGGGAAGUCCACGACAGUCGGAGGAUGAGAUCAAGGUGCAUAAAGUUGUGGAGGCGGAUGGCUCGAGAGGGAUCGAGAUGGAAGGACAGCGGACGCUGAGGACGAGACGGAAGGCUUGAUUGUCAUGAGGAUACUGUGAUGAGAGGGACUGAAGGGAGAGGAAUACAUUGGGGAGGCUAUCAUUGCUUUGGUAUGCUCGC